AUUUAUCAAGGCGAUUUCGAGCGCAAUUUUCGAUAGAGGAGCGUAUUUAAACUUAGGUCAGGAGAUGGUGUGACUUAUCCCAAGAUAUUUUCUCCUCUCCUCAUGCUUCAAGAACCUAUUCUUCAUCUUAGUUCAGAAAAAGAAAACCUUAAUUCUGCAUUUCUUCCUACUAUAACUCAUCCUAAGAAGAAAACUGAUAAAUCUAAUACUGAAGAUACCAAGAGUUUUCAUAAAGCCUCUACUCAGGAUAAAAAAAUGCCAGGAAUUUCAACUCUACCUCGUACUCAUGGUCAUUUCAGAUCUGGGUCGACAAAUACUGAUUCUGUUUUUGUUCGCCCGAAUUCCCAAGUAUCCUGUAAAGCACGAGCAGCUGAUGAGCCCACGCUAAAAAAGUCCUCUAGCUAUCAAAAUAUCAAAAUAGCCAAUUCUGGGAAAAGCCAGACAUCUAUGCAUUUAUCAAACCUUCAGGCCACUACACAGAGUAAAAAACGAAAUAUGAAUAGCAAGCAGAAACACCACGGUAGUGUAGCCAACAUCCCAACAGUUUGUUCCAAAAACACUGAACUUACCUCUUCUGAACCACACUUUCAAACUCAUCUCAAUACUCAGUCUAACGCCCACCGCAUAUCUGUAAAUAGUGACUUACUUUCACGCGUAGAGAGGGAGAAAAAACAGUAUGAAGCUCGAAUAUCCGAGCUGACGCAAGUUACAGAAACGCGUAAAAUGGAAAUAGAAAAGUUAACGUUUGAAGUCCGUCGAGCUAAAGAAGAGGCAUCAAAAGCUUUGUUACUGGUAGAAGAUGCUAAACUUGAAAAUGCUCAACUCAGAAAUCAAUUAUUAGCUCUUGGAAGUCCAUGUAAGAAAGAUGGCGAUCAAGGUUGCACUGUCGAAACACAUCAGAACCCAAAGCAAAAUUCAAUAAAUCCUAAUUCACGCAAGCCUUUCACAUAUACUUCAUCUCCUCCGGAAUCACUUGGUACAACUACACGUUUAACUCCAGGUGGAGCCACCACCGUACUUACUGGAGCUGUCACUGCCAGCUCAAGAUCGAGUGAGUGGAAUGAUACUGCUACAGGAUUUGAUUUAUGUUCUGCAGAAGAUUCUGUGACAUAUAGUGCUAAUUAUCCUGGUGAUCUGGAAAGUCUUAGAGGUAACAGAAGUCAAAGUGAAAACGCCGUUGUCAGUGUGGCUACUCUCCAAGGACGUCUAUUGCAAAUGGAAGAAGCCAAUUACACCACUAAUGAAGAACUACAAGCCACGUUACAAGAACUUUGGGAUUUGCAGCGAAGCCUAGAUGAGGCUCAUGAAGAAGCUCAUAGUCUUGCCUUUGAACGUGCAAUCUUGUUAGAAGCUCUUGCUACACAGACUUCAAAACUGGAACAUUGUCGAUUUCAAAUUGAACAAUUAAAACACUUGUUACUUACAGAUCGCAGCGCCCAAACGCUUGGUACACGAGAAAAUCACUUUUGUGAAUUAUAUGCCUCCAUUGAACAAGAAAAACAAGUGCUACUGGGCCAAAAUAAUGAUCUGGCACAAAGUUCAGAAAGCCUGGCACGUGAGUGCCGUAUUUUGACAGAAAAAGCAUCAGCUUUACAGGAUAGUUACGAUGCACUAGAAGCUGAACAUCAUUCUUUGGAGAAAGUAUAUCAAUCCGUAUUUUCAGAAUUAAAUUCACUUAAAUGCAAAGUAUCUACAGAGUGUCAUAGAUGUUCAGUCAGUAAGCAAGACGAUGCAUCAAGUCAACUGAAAGAAGUUAGUGUGGCUAUUCAAACGGAUAGUUUCUUUUUUACUGAUUCAGUAAGAAGUCAACAAUCUCCAUCAAUUAAUGAAAAUCAGAAAAAGUUUAAUGAAAUCACUAGUGAACUACAUAAAAUAAAAGAGAAGUAUGAAAUUUUGCUAUGUGAUCGUGAACGAGAACAAACUGAGUGGAGACUGUAUGAACGAGAUUUACUCAAAGCUGUUCAAGUGGCUGAUGGAAUUAAAACAGAAUCUGAACUAGAGUCCCGUCGUUUAAAUUCAGAAAAUUCAUCUUUAAAAGAGCAAGUUGAGAAAUUAACAAAAGAAUCCAAUCAAUUAAAUUCGGAAAUUAGACUGUUAAAGGAGAAGAUCAAUUUAUUAUCAUCUAAAAAAUCUGACACUGAACAUUCAGUUGUUGAUAACCAUCAAUCAAGUAGACUGGAUAAACAAUGCAUUGGUUCUGCAUCAUUCCCAUCCUCUGUAACAAAUCAAUCAGUAUUAUCAACUAAUGCACAAAAUGUUUGUGCAAAUGGUUCCACCACUUCUACUACUAGUUCUUCUGCUUAUCUUACAACGCACAACACAUCAUCAUCAUCUUCGUGUCGUCUGCCACCAGGCGCAAUAACAGAUAGUACUUAUCCUGGACGUAGUAGCAUAAUGCAUUCUUACUCUACGCAUCGUCCCUCUGGAUUCAAUCAUACAAGUCAUUUACAUCCAACAUAUCCAGGUUCACCGGGUGCACCAGGUCGACCUAGUGCAUUGUCCACUGGUCCCACUGUACGCAGUUUAAUUCAAAGCAUUGAAAAUCAGGUCAAAGCGGUACAACAUCAAAAACGCAGUACAUCGUCUGUAUCUGUUAAUAAUACACGUCCUGUUCGCUUAUAUACUAACAGUACAAACAAUGGAACAACAAAUAACCGACAAAAUGUUUCACAAUGUUUAACAUUAAUGUCACCUAUUGGUUAUCCUGGAAAGUCAAAUAAUACCUCAAUUGGCGGUGCUGGUGGUGGUGGGGGUGCCGCAGGAGGAGUUGGUGUUAAUGGAAAUACUAGUGGUACUAAUAGUAGUAGUAGUAGUAAUAAUGGUGGCAGUAAUAAUGUUGUCGGCAGUAUGGUUACAGCAAAGCCAAGAACAACUAUCACUGAUCCUGUUAUCCCAUCAGAAAUAAAUCAUAAAAUAAAAAAUCAAGAAAAUACUGAUUUAAACUUAAUGCAUUCAUCAGCACCCGGUGGACCAAGUUCAACUAUACUUAGCAGUACUAAUCAAAAUUCAAUGAAAAAAUAUUCAAUUGAUAAUAAUCAACGUAAUCUUAAAACACCACUUGGCACAUCAACUAUUAUGAAUUCAACUGGGACAACAGUAUUUACAAAUUUAAAUCAAUUUACAAAGACAGAUUCAAAAGAUGUUUUACUCAGACGAAAUAAUAGUAUUUGUGGACCAAAUGUGAAGAACAAUGUCGUCGCAAAUACUGUCACCGAAAGUAGUAAUUCAACUGCAAGUGGUGUUCACCAGUCAUUGAAUGCUGAUACACCGUCAAAUACCCUUCUAACUAAUACUAAUGGAUCAUUUGAUAAAAAUAAAAAUGAAUCACCAAUGCAUAAUAAAGAAUCACCACCUAGAAAAUUAGAAUUAAUCAGUUUACGACGUUUCACUUCACCAACAAUAACAGAUAAUAAUAAAAGCAAGGUGAAUCAUACUACUACUCAUCUUAAUGAAAAUGUUAAUCCAUAUCUAAAUGAAACUGAUAUUUCACCGAAUAGUCUAAAUGAGAAUCUACUAUCUGUUGAAGCAUCCAAUGAUCAUUCAAAUACAUCGACUAGUUUCCAUAGUAGUAUUCACCAGGUGUGGCAAGAUCCCUUACAAGAAUUGGCAAGAUUAACUGGUGCUGGUUCUAAGCGGAAUGCACUUCUACGCUGGUGUCAAUCCCGCGUAUUAGGUUAUCCAGGUGUUGAAGUGACUAAUUUCUCCAGUUCCUGGAAUAAUGGUUUAGCCUUCUGUGCACUGUUACACACCUAUGUUCCAUCGAAAAUCCCAUGGAAUGAUUUAGUCACAUCGAAUGGUUUACCUGUUGAUAAACGACGCUGUUUUGAAACAGCAUUCAAAGUUGCUGAAAAUGAAGGCAUCCCAACCACUUUACAACUACAAGAUAUGCUUACAACAGAACGACCUGAUUGGAGUUCUAUUAUGACGUAUAUCACUUCAAUUUAUCGUCACUAUGAAGUUGAAGCAUUGAAUCCUUCUUCACCGACUGGUACAUCCACUGGUAUCCCUUGAUUUCUUUUUUGUCUACCCCCCACCCCCUUCAUGCUUACCUUCUACCUGUCUCUUUCAAUUAUCACCUCAUUUUCUUAUCCCCUAUUUUUAUUCCAUGUGAAUAUUUAUUACAUAUACCUCUACUUUUCAACUGAAACUAGAGUGGUAAAAUGAAGCUAUUUUGGUUUUAAUUUCUUUUGAUGACACUAUGAAAACAGCAAUCACACGCACAGUAUAUAUGUAUACAUCACUUUGUCUUCCUUUAUAAAAUAAACAACUUGUUUAAAUCAGCGCGCGCGGGACAAUCAGUCAAUUGAUCUAUUUUCGUGGCUCAUUGUUUGUUUAUCCUUUAGGAACCUUUUUUGUCGCUAUCAGGUAACAUAAGUUGUUUUACUAUUAUUAUUAUUAUUACCAUUAAUUAAUUGUGGUUAUCACUUAUUUUUGUCGUUGUCAUCGAUUGGUUUCGCACCCAAUACUACUUCUACUACUAGUAGCAUAUUACCACUUCAAUUACUAUUACGACCUUGUGUUUGUCAAUUUAUAGUCUCCUUCUCUUUCAUUUAUAUUCUAUUUUCUUCCACAAGUUGAGGCUUGAAUGCCUGUGUGUGUAUGUGUGUGGAUGAAAUUUUGUCCUCUGAUCAUCUACACAGACAAAAUUCGAAUCCCUCAAUUAAUAAAUAAGCCAUAUAACCGAGUUAUAAUGUGCUAUUGUUUCCUUUUUUAUCCUCCCGGUUGUUUUCCUUGUUUCUAUUCAAAUUCAGACUGUAUUUGUGUGUGUGUGUGUGUGUGUAGAGAGAGAGAGAGAGAGAAUGACAAUUCAACAAUUUGUAAAUUAUUUACUAACAGGUAUACGCACUAAUUGCGUGUUGUACCCAAUAAAUUUUAUUUUGAAAAAUGCUUGCCUC
Trichobilharzia szidati is the source of this 4895-nucleotide messenger RNA. NCBI's taxonomy places the organism in Eukaryota, Metazoa, Platyhelminthes, Trematoda, Strigeidida, Schistosomatidae. The record is from the annotation of a GenBank genome assembly.